AUGUUUGUUUUUCUUUUAUGGAUGUCAAUGAAAUCAGCAAGUGCGUUAUCAGUUGCUCGAAUCGUCAAUGCAACCUAUUCAGCCGGUAUUGCAUUUUUGAAUACAAAUUCUACGGCACCAACUUCUUGUAUGUGUUCAUGCAUUGCUCAUCCCCACUGUCUUUCAAUCAGCGUGACAACCAAGUCUGUAACUCUUUAUCAAUGUCAGUUAUUUGCCACAUAUCCGAUGAAGAGUUCUCAAUUAUCACCGUCAUCAACAACAUACGUAAUGGUUUAUACUAAUCGAACAAUGAAAUCAGUUUAUUUGAAUAAUGGCACGCAGCUAUCAAAUCCAGCACGUUUAUUUUCCAAUACCGUAUUCCCAUGGAUUCCUAUUUUUAAGCUGUUUUCAGGAAAUAAUCAAUCGUUUCUGGGGUUAAAUUCGAGUAAUUUAACGACGCUGACAGCAAUACCAACAAUUCCAUUUUAUCAAAUCAUGCCGCAUUGGUUCAAUAUUCUGCUCGCUCAAUGGAAUCAAAACUUGUACGUACCUAGUCAAUUGGCGAUCGCUUUUAUCACUAAUCGUACAACUAUUAUUGACUUUUUAAUAUUCAAUACGGUUCAAUCAAACACAACUAAUUGGUUUUCAUCCUCGCGUUUCAUUUCUAACCAAUAUUGGUCACUGCCUCAAUAUAUUAAUACAACAAUUGCGCAAUCACAAAUGAUUCCAGUUUAUAUGGACAGUGAUUGUAUCAGAUCACUGAAUUGUAAUUUCAAAUAUUCAAGCAGUGGAUGCACACAGGAUUUCUACGGAUAUUUCUUCAUCCAUGGUGGUUAUAAGGAUUCAUGUAUUGCUGCUGUUCGAAAUGUUUCCCAAGUGCCGAUACCGUCUAUUUUCUAUAGCAUCACAAAAGACUACACUAACGGAAAUAUCAACAAUUAUAACAUUAGCAAUGGUCUCAUAGGAUUUGUGCAUUAG
Molecule: messenger RNA, 957 nt
Organism: Adineta ricciae
Lineage: Eukaryota; Metazoa; Rotifera; Eurotatoria; Adinetida; Adinetidae
Source: the annotation of a GenBank genome assembly